CUGCUCCUCCUCCGGGUCACCGCAUGGACGAGCAGAGCAGCAGCACAACAACGUGGUUUGGGUGAAUUUUUUUAACUCGUUCACUUUUAUCGUAAUGUAUAUUUAAAGCUUUAUUUACUUUAUUAUCAAAAUGACGGAAACGAAGGCAGAGGAGUCUCCAAAACAGCUGCUCGCGCUAAAUCCUGAACAAGAAUCCGAGUUUAAAAGGAAAGUCCAGGAAGCGAAGAAGAGCAAAUCAAGCAAGGGUUCUGCAUUCAGCCCUGGAGUUAUUUAUGUGGGGCAUCUGCCUGUGGGUUUGUUUGAGCCGCAAUUGAAAGCUUACUUUGAACAGUUUGGCAAAGUCCGGCGGCUGCGUCUCUCCAGGAGUAAAAGGACAGGUGGAAGUAAAGGUUAUGCGUUUGUGGAGUUUGACUGUGAUGAAGUCGCCAAGAUUGUUGCCGAGACGAUGAACAAUUACCUCAUGGGAGAGAGGCUCAUUAAAUGUCAUGUGGUUGAGCCAGAGAAGGUGCACGAGAAGCUGUUUGUUGGCUCCGAGAGAGUGUUCAGUAAACCCUCCCGUCCAGCGGUGGCGCGCUACAACAAAUCUCGCACUCAAGAAGACAUCGACAAAAUGACCAAGAAACUCCUGCGUAAAGAGGCCAAACUCCGCAAACGCCUGGCAGCGCACGGCAUCGACUACGAGUUUCCAGGAUUUGCUGCUCAAGUCCCCAAGAAGAAGUCAGAUGCCAACACAUCGUCCCUGAGUGAUGACACGACCCCCCUCUGUACCCCGUCACUGCUGGAGAGGAGAAAGUCCAUGGUGGUGGAUGAUGAAGAGGACGACGAGAUAAUCGUGAAGAUGCCGCCGAAGUACGAGGAAGAGGAGGGCUCAUCAGAAGAAGAGGAGGAAGAGGAGGAGGAGGAAGAGGAGGAAAAAGACAAAGAGGAGGAUGAAGAGGGAGAGUGAACGCUUUCAGAUGGAGCAUGGACCUUACAUUGAACUGUCAGGCCCUAGAUAAUGUUUGGUCUGAAAGUGACAGCAGUGGGACUGCUUCUUGUGUUUUGAAUCCGCACGUGUCGAUUCAAAAGGGACACAAUAUUUAAUACAUGUGGAUAUUUUUCAGUCUUUGAGCUUCUUCGUUCACAAUGAACUUUGUAAAAUUACACUCAGACCAUAUCCACAAACUUAAAUAAGUAAACAUUCGUUCUAAUCAA
Boleophthalmus pectinirostris (great blue-spotted mudskipper) is the source of this 1194-nucleotide messenger RNA. It is a transcript of the gene nifk, whose product is annotated as nucleolar protein interacting with the FHA domain of MKI67. Gene Ontology annotation, biological process: maturation of LSU-rRNA from tricistronic rRNA transcript (SSU-rRNA, 5.8S rRNA, LSU-rRNA). Gene Ontology annotation, cellular component: nucleolus. The transcript has 6 exons. Bases 131 to 946 code for a protein of 271 amino acids. The record is from RefSeq and is a predicted model, not a curated record. Gene Ontology annotation, molecular function: RNA binding. NCBI's taxonomy places the organism in Eukaryota, Metazoa, Chordata, Actinopteri, Gobiiformes, Gobiidae.